Populus trichocarpa (black cottonwood) is the source of this 1631-nucleotide messenger RNA. RefSeq lists its product as uncharacterized. The record is from RefSeq and is a predicted model, not a curated record. Gene Ontology annotation, molecular function: protein dimerization activity; DNA binding. Lineage: Eukaryota; Viridiplantae; Streptophyta; Magnoliopsida; Malpighiales; Salicaceae. The transcript has a single exon. Bases 787 to 1470 code for a protein of 227 amino acids.
UGUAACCAAGCCUUUUACUAGUCAAUAACACUGUAACAAUGUUGCCACGUCACAUGCUCUUCUUCUUCCACGGAAAGAACCUAGGAAAUCAGAAUUCUCCACUUAUUUUUUAUCUUCUUCCACGACAAGCUUAACAGCCACCAUCUGGCUCAUCCAGAGAUAGUGAUCAACCAAAGCGAAACCACGCUACUGUCCUUGCUCAUGUUGUUGCUGUUGAUGAUGGCGCCAUGUUGAAUCGGAGCCCGCGAAUCAUUGUUAAAUUCAUGCUUGUGAUUUUUGUUUGAUGAUGCCGUUGUGGAAAGUGAUUGGGGAUAGAGAUGGAGGUGCUGUUUGAUGAUGCCGUCGUGGAAAGUGUUUGUAUAGGAGAAAAUCGGGUUUGAUGGAGUGUAGUUGGAAUUAGAGUUGUGAUUGAGAUCUGAAGUUAUUUUCUUGAUAUUUCUGAAUCCAUUGUAUUCUCGAGUAAACUUAAAAAUUCUUUCUAAAUUUUGUUUUUAAUUUUAGGGCUAAAACGGAUAUUAAUUAAGCGUGUUAUAAAUUUUAAAGUUGUUUUCUUAUGAUUAUUUAUUUUUUUUAUUAAACGAAAAGAUAGCUCGGUGCGAUUAGCGCCGUCCUUUUUUUAAUCCCACUCUUGUCUCAUAAAACCAAAAGGAGGUUUUUUUUCCAAAUCCGAUUUUGGCAAGGAAAAAAAAAAUAAUCCUCCAAAUCUCCAUAUAAACAAACCCUUCUCUCUGUUUUUUUUCCUGUGUAUACACAGCGUCUUUAGUUUCAAAGUUCAUCACAGGCACCAUGACACCAGUUACCGUAAACAAAGGGCAGGAGAAAUCCUACAAGAAGAGACAAACCACGAUAGAGAAGAAAGCAACAGAGCUCGCAAUUUUGUGCGAUGUUCCUGUUUGUGUUGUUAUUAAAAACAAUACUGACGGCAGGGUUUCAACUGUGCCACAAGAUAGAGGACAGGCGGUCGAUAUUCUCUUCUCUUACAAACGCAAACUACAAGCAGAAUUAGUGACGGGUAAUGCGAAGUCCAAGGUAGUGAAACAGGAUGAAACCUGGGACCCAAGUUUUAAUAACUUACCUGAGGAAAAUUUGAUGGAGUUUAUGAAGGAAUUGGAAGAGAAGUCAAAGAUGGUGGAUGAAGCAAUUAAGAGAAAACAGGAGGUUGCUAGUAAGAAGGGGAGAGGAAAAAGACUUCAUGCUGGUGAUGGGUCGACAGAAGUCGGCAAUAAAAAGGCAAAGGGCAAUAUUGUUCUUGAUUCGAGAACGACCAAUUCUUCGUUUUCUACAGAUUCUGGUUUAGAUUCUUCUGGUUCUAGCACCAGCAGCAAUACUGGUUUUUCUGAUGGAGUUUCAAUUCCAAGGAGAUUAACUGGUGGCACGUUUGCGGGUGAGAUUGACAAUGAUACCGAUAUCGAAGCUUUACCUGCAUCCACAGUGCGGCCUGUAAAGCUGUUUGGGAUUUUUCUCAAUUGAGAUGACUUUCGCCUCUAUUUUUUUGAAAUUCUCUCCGUGUAGUUUUCUAGAAUUUUACCCUUAAUAGUUAUUAAGACAAGAAUAAUUACUGAAUUUCUUGCCAGUUAUGGGUACUUUGCUGCAUGGAUGAUUGUUAGAAUUUGAUUCUUUUUUAAGUGUAA